GCUAACUCACUGGACGCUAGACCACGUGACUUAGGUAGUAAGGGUGUCGAAGAGAAAGAUUGGGAUAAAACAAAACCGUUAACUGUCGAAUCUCUUUUUCCCACUGUUCCUAAGAAUCCUCCCAAGAGCGCACGGAGGAUUUUACUUGAUCCUGAAACUUCGUUACGCACUGGAUCACCAGACUACCUGAGUGAUCAUUUCUCCUUCGGCAGCGUGAUCGACUUUAUCAGUGUGUUAGUGUUUGUUCGAUAUAGUGAAGGAAAUUUUGUUAUUGGGGAGUGAAGAUUAUUUAUUUCAGGAACUAAGUGUGAUAAAUUUGUGCCAUGAUAGAAAAUUGGAGGCUGCUUUUGCGGUUGACGUUAAUGAUAUGUACUUUUAAAGUGACAUAUGGUCAAAGUAGUGUUAUAACCCCAAGAUAUGCAAUUCUGCAGAGGACGCACUAUGAAUGGUUACCUCAAAUUACAGACUAUGACAUGGACCAGGCUUUCGUUGUUGCAGAGCAUGUUAUCAAAGCAAAAAGGGCUCACGAGAAAAAGAUAUUUAAAACAGGUCGGAUUAUGAAACCAGGUCAUUUCCCAUCAUCCGGACGUCAUCAGCAUCUUUUAGCUCCAAAUGCGAAAGCAUCAAAAAUGGAAAGAGCAACAGAAAAAUUUGAAGAAGCUACAAACGUUAUCAAGGAUAUGUUCAGCCUGACGAAAGAACAAGUGACAUUAGCCUUGCCCCACGAAGAAUUAAAAGGAAGGGAGGCUUUGAAAGCCGCAGGAGAAUGCCAUGGCCACUUUUCCGACUCAUCAUGCCUGGACUCAAAAUAUCGGUCAAUAGAUGGGAGUUGCAAUAAUCUUUACAAUCCUACAUGGGGCAAAGGACAAACAUGUCUUCAGAGGUUAUUGCCACCGGAUUAUGCUGAUGGUAUAUCGGUUCCUCGCAUGUCCAAAUCUGCUAAACCAUUGCCGCCUCCACGAGUGUUGUCCCUCUACAUCCAUCGUCACAUGGAUCGUCCAGCACAUGACCACACCCAUUUUUUGAUGGUUUUCGGCCAAUUCGUUGACCAUGAUAUUACAUUAACACCUAUUACUGGUAUGCCACUUGGAGGGCCUCAGAUGAUUAACUGUUGUCCACAUUCCAACGACACGCAUCCUCAAUGUUUUCCUGUGCUUCUACCUCAAGAUGAUCCCUUCUAUUCUAAAUAUGGACAGGAUUGUCUAAAUUUUGUUCGAUCUGCGCCAUGUCCUUUAUGUACUUUAGGGCCUCGUCAACAAAUGGAUCAAGUAACUGCUUUCGUAGAUUUAUCUUUAAUUUAUGGCACACAAGAGAACGAAACUGAAGGAUUAAGAACUUUCAGAGGCGGUAAAUUGAUCGUGACUAAAGUUCCACAUACUGGCGAUCUUCUACCUCAAACGGAAAACCCAAAAGAAGAUCAAUGCAGUGUUCCUCAAAGAAAUUUAUUCUGCUUUAGAUCUGGCGAUGUUCGUGUUAACCAGCAUCCUGCUCUUACAUCUCUAACAACCAUUUGGGUGCGACAGCAUAACAGAAUCGCAGAAGGUCUUCAGGUUGUUAAUCCUCAUUGGGAUGACGACACAUUGUUUUGGGAGACCAGGCGUAUUUUAGGCGGUCAGAUGCAAAAGGUCGUGUUCGGAGAAUACUUACCGACAGUUCUGGGAUCUCACUACAUGGACUUCUACAGUUUGUGGGUAUUGGAGAGCGGUUUCACGCAGUAUAAUUCCAAAAUGGAGCCAACAAUGAUUAACGAAUUCUCUACAGCAGCUUACAGAUACGGUCAUUCUCUAAUUGAUGGUCUCUUCAGCGAGAUUCAGGAACAUUCUGGUCACAUAUCUGGUAUUAUGUUGAGAAAUUACUUCUUCUUCCCCUUCGAACUCUACGAUGGACAGUUGGACCCCCUCAUGAAAGGUUUAACUCUCCAGCCUUCCCAGAAAAUGGAUCCAUAUUUUGUGCCAGAUGUCAGAAAUUUCUUAUACAGGCGGCGAGGAAACUCAACAGGAUUAGAUUUGGCUGCCUUCAACAUACAAAGAGGUCGGGAUCAUGGUGUUCAAGGCUAUACUAGCUAUAUUCAAUAUUGUUUUGGAGUUGAAGUCAAGAAGUUCGAAGACCUCGAUAGGUUUAUGACACCCGAAAGAAGGAAGAAGUUACAAGAUAUCUAUCAUUCGGUUCAUGAUAUUGAUCUAUAUACUGGAGGUACAUCAGAAAGCCAUGUUCCAGAAGGUGUUGUAGGCCCAACAUUUGCAUGCAUUAUUGGUAUCCAAUUUUAUCAUCUUAAAUUCGGGGACAGGUACUACUUCGAACAUCAUGGUGAAACAGGAUCUUUUUCAUUGGAACAACUGGAAUCUAUUAAGAAAUCACCAUUAGCCAAAAUUGUUUGUGAAAAUACGCAUCUUCACGAAAUUCAACAAUACGCGUUUAGGUUCCCAUCUACAGCAAACCCUGUGACACAUUGCAGUGAAUUGCCAGAUAUCGAUUUGAGCUUAUGGGCAGAUUACGGCCACAAAAAGAAAAAGUAAACUCCAAAAACAAAUAUAGCUAUAAAAUGAAAGAAUAACCUCAAAGUAACCGUGCAAAUAAGCCAUAAUUUAAGGAUACAUACGUGUGCUUGUAAACUAAUUAUAUUCCAUCUUACUUUGAAAGAACAUCACGAGGCACCUGUAUUCAAGAUAUACUGGCGAAACAGGAUGGACUCAAAAUAUCUAGUCUACUAUAACAAAUGCUUAGAUUACCUGCCAAGUUGUUUGAUAGUAAGAAUUUACGGAUACCACUGUGAGAGAAUAUUCGCCAAAAAUGCUAUGAACUAUGGUUUGCUUUAGUUAGUUGUUAUCGUUCUCAUUGUGGUCCGUAAUUUGAAUGUAUCAUAAAGAAAAGUUAAAAUUUUAACCAAGUAUUUUAGGGUAAAGAUUUAUGAAAUUUGUUUUGUAAAUGAUGUUGCGCCAAGAGAAUAGUUCAGUGUUUUUAUUUGAUGUUGAUCCUACCUAAAAGCAGAAAUGUUAAAAUAAUUUUAAAAGGUAUUAUAAUCUAACUUUGGAUAGGCAUAUAAUGGGGAAAAUAUAUAUACUAACUUAAAAUGUUUAAUAAAUUGAACAAAUUAAAUAAAAGAUGAUAUUGGGUUUAAAAAUAAAUAUUUGAUUGACUAAAUUCCACGUAAGGAAUUUCAAUUUACAAUAAAAUUGAAGAAUUAAAGAAUGAAGAAAAUGUCCUCUCUCUCU
Parasteatoda tepidariorum (common house spider) is the source of this 3212-nucleotide messenger RNA. RefSeq names its product immunomodulatory peroxidase. The record is from RefSeq and is a predicted model, not a curated record. NCBI's taxonomy places the organism in Eukaryota, Metazoa, Arthropoda, Arachnida, Araneae, Theridiidae. Gene Ontology annotation, molecular function: heme binding; peroxidase activity. Gene Ontology annotation, biological process: response to oxidative stress.